This is a messenger RNA of Plodia interpunctella (Indianmeal moth), 8044 nucleotides long. RefSeq lists its product as uncharacterized. Gene Ontology annotation, molecular function: GTPase activator activity. Gene Ontology annotation, biological process: regulation of small GTPase mediated signal transduction; positive regulation of GTPase activity. The transcript is spliced from 34 exons. Lineage: Eukaryota; Metazoa; Arthropoda; Insecta; Lepidoptera; Pyralidae. The coding region runs from base 130 to 5769 and encodes 1879 amino acids. The record is from RefSeq and is a predicted model, not a curated record. Gene Ontology annotation, cellular component: nucleus; cytoplasm.
AAAUUAUUUUUGUGUAAAUGAAGUGUCAAAAUGGGAGUGAAAACCGAAGAAAACAAUCUGAAAUUAAUAUUUUUUUCACUCUGAUAGUGGAAAAGAUCUCAGUUAUGACAUUAUAACUUUAAUACCGAAAUGUUUACCAAAAAAUCCCAUCAAGAUGUUAAAAAAUCUACAGUUAAAAUUCAGGAUUCGAAGAAGGAUUCAGCAACUCGGCUAAAGCACUUAAAAAUCGUAUUAGAACAUUAUGAUGCUGAUGAAGCAAAAGCAUAUUUUGAGGCAAACUUCAGUCAUGUCUACUUCAUAUUGUAUGAUAACUUCAUACAGGCGGAAAAUAAUCUGCGUCAGAGAGAACUACCAUUCCACCUUGUGCACAAGGCGGGGAGGGAAGAAUUAGAAGGAGCCUUGUGUCUUUUAGAAAAAGUAUUAUGCCUCCUCCCCGAGUUGAUUGGGAAAAGAUGGCAGCUACACUCUUUGACAAGAGUAUUUUCAAAACUCCUCCAUAGCUGGAAUUCACAAAAACUUCGAGCAGAAGCUAUAAGAUACUUCCUUCUCUGGUACCAAGCACUAGGUGACAAUGCGCCACUCGAAGUUCAUAAAAUGUUUGCGUCACUGGUGCCUGGCCUUCCGGAGCCCAACAUCAUGCCAUCUGGCUCCCCCCUCAAGGCGAUGCAUGAUGCUUCGGGAAACAUCUCACAUGAGUCCAACGAGUUCAGCAUGGAGGACAUCCUACAGCACCCAAAUUUUACCGCCACCACAGAUAAUGCAAAGAAAGUAGUCGUAGAACAGACACCUUCGGGCAUAAUUGGGAAAAUAGCUAAUGUUUCAGCUUCUAUAUUCCAUGAUACAAACGCAUUAAAUCCCGUCCAAUCUGUCGAAAUUCAACCCUUAUUGCCGGCUAGCGCCAACGAGAGGCCAGUGGAAAAUGAGACCAAAUAUUUUUUUGAAAUAUUACUGGAUGGUAUGGCGACAUCGGUCACGAAAAUACACUGGAAAGAUCGCUCGCACGCGAAAGCUAUGAGAUGUUUCGCAUUCCUCCUAGAAAAGUUCAAAUUGUAUUAUUUGCCUGUAAUAUGUCCGCAGUUUAACCAUAAAAAUUCGUUAUACAAGCCUAAUUUAGAACUACCUGUACAGCACAACGUUCUAGAAGACGACUUUGUUUUGUGCCGCGUGACAUUGAUUAAAUGGGUGGCGAACUUCGCGCACUUCAUGAAAAAACAGGGCAGUGACGGGGGUCAGCCCUCCUCCAUGACGAGCACGGGCUCGCACCUCCCGCACUCUAGCACUCCCACCCCGGCCACCUCCCUGCACCACGAGGAGGAGACCUCCUUCACUGUCGGCCACCCCUCCGACUCCAGCAGAGCUUCGUCACAUGAUUCCGCCUCUAACACUCCGCAUCCAAGUUUGGAAUCAGGCUCAGGAGUAUACGAAGAGAUAAGUUCAGAACAAGUCGUCCGAGACGUGCUAUGCUGCUCUUCUCGAGAGCACGUGGACUUCACUAUAGAGGUGCUGCGGCAGGCGUUCCUGCUGCCGUUCUCUCACGCCGCGGCCACCAGGCGCGUCAUCGCGCUCUACAAGGACUGGAUCCAGAUGAAUGUGGCAGAGAUCCCCCCAUUCCUGAUGGAGAACACGUACGAGCAGCAGCUGGUGGCGGCGGGCGAGCCGCUGGCGCCGCCGCGGCGCCUGCGCAACGACUCCUACCUCGGCGCGCUCGGCAGAGACAACGUCAUGGUGCGCGCCGGACUGCAGAAUGUGCUCCAAAUAUUCAUGACGCAAGCUGCGAACGUGUUCCUAGCGUCGCCGUCACCGGUGGCGCCACCUGGCGCGCUCAGCCAGCAACAACUGCUGGACGAACAGACCGACACCUGCAAGAGAGUACUCAACAUAUACAGAUACAUGGUCAUGCAUGUGGCCAUGGACGCUAAUUCUUGGGAACAACUGCUGUUGGUACUCCUUCAAAUCACGUCGCUCGUCCUGACAAAGGUGCUGCCCAAACGAAAACAAGAAUCAUUAGGCGGGUUUCUAGCGCCAGCGUUAUUCCAAACUCUUAUAGUGACGUGGAUCAAAGCUAACCUGAACGUGGCGGUGAAGCCGGAGCUGUGGCAGAACUUCAUGGAGUUGCUGUCGCGGCUCACUCACUGGGAGGAGCUCAUCAAGGAGUGGGCGAAAACAAUGGAGACCCUGACGCGGGUGCUGGCGCGUCACGUGUACUCGCUGGAGCUGUCGGAGGGCGGGGGCGGCGGUGGGGGCGGGGAGCGGGGGCGGGGACGCCGUGCCACUCCCGCGCCCGCGCCCGCGCCGCCGCGCGCCCCCGUGCCUCAUCCGCCGCCCCACGCUGACGCUAACACGCCUGGUAAAUCGCCGAAAGUAGGUCACGAGUCGCACCCGCGCAAGGAGGCGAACUCCAGAAGACAAUUGCCGCGCUGCCGCAGCGACCCACACAUCGCUAAACAUGCGCACGCGCCAUCUAGUACCGAAGAGACCAAAGAAGCACAAAUUAGUAGCAAGACAAGGAGAUGGUACUCACUGGACUCAUUGAGACAAACGUCGAGUCAUGACGAACGGGACUCUGCGAGCGGAUCCCGCUCACCGUCGCCGGCGCCUUCUAGCGGCGUUGAGAGCAGCUCGAUUAAAGAUUCCCCGCUGCAGAUUGAUCUGGCUUCUGAUGGCGGCAACGUCGAGUGGUCAGAACAAGAGUCGCUGGGGUCGGGUCGCGGUGUGGGCGGUGUGGGCGGUGUGGGCGGUGUGGGGUGUGCGGGAGGCGCGGGUGUGGGCGUGGCGCUGGGCGGCAGCGCGCGCGGCUGGCUGCCGGACGUGGCGGCCGUGCUGUGGCGCCGCAUGCUGGCCGCGCUCGGCGACCCCAACCUGCUGCACGACCCCGCCGCGCACAAGCAUCUCUACGUCUACCUCAUACACCUCAACCAAACUCUGCUCAAGAUCAGUGCGAAUCAGACUCUGAAUGGAAACACCGAGAUCCAUGUGCCGUUCAACUUGGUGGCGGGAUGGUGUCUCGAGGCCGAGGCUCUGCCACCCACGCACAGGGCCGGCAAACUGCUGGCGUUACGGUUGCUGUGCGAAUCGACACAGGCGCAGGGCCCUGGUUCCCCUUCCGCCUGCAGCGGGUUACAUCUUGCGCAUUUGCAUCUCUACCAGCGCGCAUUACAUCAUGGCCUGACCGGCGAAGAUCGGUCAGUAGUAGACGUGUUAGUGGAAUACGCGGCACCGCGGUACCUGUCCCUGGCUCUGGACGGCUACUCGCUGCUGCUGCUGGACUUCGUGCACGCCUCCACUGUGGUGCUCAACUCGUCCGACAUGACGCCCGAGUGUCCCCGCACGGCCGCCGUGACGUUCUUAGGGUCCCUGUUGUCGCUCCCCGACGGACUGAUGAAUGCACCGAUGUUGCAGCCUUACCCGCACCAAUACAAUACGGUGUCUUGUCCUGAUCUCAAGGAACACGUGCUAAAUAUAGUAGUGCGCGUAUGCCGACGCGAAGGGUCAGCGUCCGCGAGGUGCGCCGGCGCAACGGCUCUGUGCGCACACGUGACGCACCUGCUGGCCACGCGCACCUACACUGAGAGACUGCCCGCCUGCGUCACGUGUCUGCUGCAGAUGUUGAUGAUGAAAAACAAAACUAUAGCUAAAGUGGUAAGCGACUGUAUUUUGGUGCUAGCCGACUAUACAGAUCGAAUCGUGGAGCAAUAUCCAGGACUUGCCGGCAAAAUAAUCAAAUGGAUUUGCGCAUGCCUCGGCCAAAUAUCGUCAAACAGCAAUCGGGAAUCCGUGAAGCCUCUAGCGGGCUCGCUCUUGCUCUGCCUCGCAGAAUUCGCCGUGCGCUGCGGGCCCACUUAUCUGAUGCAAGAGAAGGACGGCAAGCAAACUUUGCUGCUACUUAUAUUCAGAGUACUUAAUGCGGUUAUGAAAGGCACGAGCGGCUCGGACAUCGAAGGUCUGACUUUGCCGGUAGACGAAGACUUCGACCCCAACGUGCAGUCAGUUAACUUAGGACCAAAGACUUCACCAGCCUCCACCAUUGACGUCAAACUUUGGGCUCAAACGAUAUGCACACAGCUAGUGCUGUUCCUUGGGCACUGGCCGCUAUGGAGCGGCUGCCAGCUGUCUUCAAGCGUGUGCGAACAACACGACAGCCCCUCGCUGGGAGGCUCCUUAGGGCCGCCGGUCCUCACGGCGCCGCAUAUACAACUGAUGAGGCUGAGCGAUUCCACGCUGGCGUCCUUUGUUGAACUACCCGCGUUGGACAUGCCUGCGGGGGGCGCGGGGGGAACUACGCCAGGUCUAUCGACAUCGGACCGCCAGGUGCGGGUGCUGCUCCGCGACAUCGCCGGCAAGGCGUGCUGGGACGCCUCCGCCUUGCAUUACGACCCGUCCAAUUCUUCUGUGGAGACCCUGGAACUGCUACCGAUGCCGGAAAUUGUGGAGAGCCCCCGUCACAACACACUGUCGUCGCUGCCUCCGCCGCUGCCGCCCGACCUGCUUCCGGACUACAAGAACUCGCCGCCUGACAAACAUCAGCUGGACCACGUACUCGCAUACAUCGGCCACACGUCACCGGAAGUGGUCUGCGGACGUAGACUGGACGCGGGCAGCGUGUCAGUGCUGCCGGCCGGCGCCGAGCAGCAACUGGUGGCCGCGCUGCAGGCGCACCGCAACGCUGAGAGGCUCUAUCUCAGCCGGGAGAGUGAACAAGAGCCGGAGAGGACCGAAUGUCCGAGCGGUGGCGUGUCGCCGUUCGCAGUGAGCCGGCUGCUGCUGGCGCAGCUGGGCUCACUGGCGCCCGCGCGUCGCCCGCACGCGCAGCUGCUGCGCCGCUCCGACCGGCUGCUGCGCGAGCUGCGGAACCUGGACGCGCUACGGUGUCGAGAAACGCACAAAGUGGCCGUCAUAUACGUGGGAAAAGGACAGGAAACCCGCAAUGAAAUCCUGUCCAACCGCUGCGGGAGCCCUGCUUAUGAAGCUUUCUUGGCUGCUCUAGCUUGGGAGGUGGAGCUGGAGAGCCACGUGGGGUUCACGGGAGGGCUGCGCGGCGGCGGCGGCGGCGGCGUCAGCGCGCCGUACCUGGCGUCGCUGACGCUGGAGGCGCUGUUCCACGUGGCCACGCGCAUGCCCGCCGACUCGCCCGACGCUCUCCUGCACAAGACUCGUCACCUCGGCAACGACGAAGUGCACGUGGUGUGGAGCGAGCACUGGCGGCCGUACAAGCGCGACACUCUGCCCACACAGUUCUGCGACGUGCUCAUCGUGCUGUACCCGCUGGACGGGGGGCUGCUGCGGUGCACUGUCACUAGGAAGCCCGACGUUGCAAUAUUCGGACCUCUGUGGGAAGAGUGCAUAAUCCGCGUGAGCUGUGGCGCGGCGUUGGUGCGAGCGGCGGCGUUCUGCGGCGGGCGCUCCGUGCGCGCCACCAUGCCGCUGUACCAACACGCGUAUGCCGAGAGGGCCAGGAGUUUGGACGCCUUGGUCACCCAUCACACGCAGCCAACGACCUUUGAGAACUUCGUGGAGAGGAUACGGGAACCUGUGCCGCCGCAGCAGACUGCUUCCGCUACACUACCAGAGGGCGGCAGCGGGCGGUUGGCAGCAGCGCUGCUGGACCACGGCGCGGCGUGGGGCGGCGGCGACGGGCCCGCGGUGUCCCCGCGGCCCGCCAAGCGGCUGGGGCCCUUCAAGCGCGGGCCCGGCUUGCCCGCGCCGCUCACCGCCCCGCCGCACGUGCCGCAGUCCGCGCCGCCCAUGCCCGCGCCGCGCCGAAACCGGUGAACUACACUUUGGAAUUCGAACACAACACAUUCUUAAUACUAACAGAGAACUGGCUGAAAACGAUGUCCUAAAUAAUUUCUAUAUUGGCCAUUGACUGAUGUGUAUGGUUAUUCUCACUUACUCCUAUAUGGAUCUAUAAAUACCAGGAUGUAAAUGAGUCGUAAUGAGAAAGUGUGACAGGCGCGGAUGAUGGCUGAAACUUACGCCAACGCGUGACAGACACGACAUGUCAAGCCCACAAUUGAUUAUUUACUGGAAAAAUGUUAAACAAUAUUAUUUUACGGCGGCAUGUAUCCAAGGCUAAAAUAGACAUGUAACUAAAAAAUAUUUUUUUUGCUUAGCAUCCUAUCUCAACUUGGGUACUCGAAAUUUAUCACAUUUUAGAAGCUCUAAAGCUAACUGCACAUUAUACCAAGAUCGCCACGGAAAACCAUAAUAUGUUGUAUUAAUAUUGGAGGUAAUUAAGAGUUCAUAAUUGAAUAUGGCUCUAUUAAGCAUACUUAUUUUAAAUGAAGAUUGAAUAAGUUUAUAUUCAACGUAGGUAGGUAGUUUUGGUACAUUUAUUUGAACCUUAUUUUUUAAACAUAAAUUAAAAAUAGGCAGUAUUUUUUAUGUGAAGGUUAUUUUUACAUUAAUUAAUUCUUUAUUUUCAUUAUUUAAUAACAGUAAUAACGAAGAAAACAAUAAAAUUGCAGAGUGCCAGAAGUUUGUUAUGCAACUUUACAGUGCUAUUGUUAGCUUAUUGUUGAAAAUAUCAAGACUUGUUUUUAUGAUUAUAUAAUUUUUUAAAACAAUUUAAAAUAAUAGCCUCUAGAGCGUCAUGCUACCUACCAUGAAGAAGAAAUAAACAUUAUUAUUAUGUACUUAUUUCAAAUACUAUUACAAUUCUAUUUUUUAUAUCUUUUUUAAAAUACCAUCUAUGAGUAUUAUAGUAUACUGAUCGUUUUUAAAUAUUUGUUGCGAAAAACAAAUGGAUUUGAGAUUAAUGUGAAAUCACAUUAAAUAUUAUUUGAUUCGUCCAAUUAGAGAUUCUUAGCACUGUAACUUCGUACUUAAUUAUUUAUUAUGUAAGCUUUUUAACUAUAUAAUAGUAUCGCAUUUAAAUCAUAUAUCUUUGCUAUGUUAAAUUUGGUUGUAUGCAUACUAGCAAUAUUAAUAUUUCACGAAGUUUUUGAUCAUCUUACAUUGCUAACAAAAUUUUACAUAGCAUCAAUACAAUUUCUGUAAAUAUGUAAACUAGUUGUAGAGCUUUAACUGUCGUAGUUGAAUUUACAAUACUAUGUAGUUUCUGUUAUUACUUAUUUGUCGGUAUAAAUGUUCCGUACAAUUCCUUAAUUACUUUACUCAAAACUAAGUACUAAUUUGUUUAAGAGCAAAUGCGUAAAUGCACUUAACCUCAGCCUUCUUGGUGUGCAUCUUUGCAUCUGUUGCUAGGCAACUUAAACAUUUUACUAUGAGGGUAUUUUUUGGUCGUAAACUGCUCAUUAACAUUUUUAUGUUGAGUUUAGUUGACUUAGCUCACAUAAUACCUAUUUUACAUGUUUCUCUUAUUAUUUUCACAUUUUGUUAGGGACUUCACAAAAUACAGAAUGUCGUUAUUAUUAGUAGUACUACACAACUCGUAACCCUCAAGCAAAUAAUUUAUUUCACAAAACUUUUUUAAAAUCUAAAUGGUGCUUUUACAUGAAAUAUUUUUUAUGUAAAUUAAAAUCUAAAUAAGACCGGCAUCAAUUUUAGCACACACCCCUCUUUAUAUACAAAGCCGCGAGCAUAUUUUGUAGAAGCCUAUUUAUAUAAAACAUUCCAUGUAGUGCAUGACCUAGGGAAAAGUAUAACAUGGGAAAUUAUAAAAAGGUUUCUUUGCAUUUAAGUUUAUUCAUGUACUAAAUGCAUUCCAAACAAAUAUUUUUGAUGAAUCUGUAUUUGUUUCUCAAUAUUAUAUAGGUAACUGUUAUUACUGUAAUUUGUUGGGUGAAAAAUACAUUGGUUACAUUUUAAUUUAACAGUAUUUUUAUAGAUGUUAAGACUGACACAAGAUUAUGUAUUGAAAUAAUUGAGUAUUAAAUUAAUAUCUUAUUUCUAUAAAAUAAUGUGGUGGUAUCACUAUUUAUUGUAGUUAAUUUAUUAAUAUUUGUUGAUCCAAUUAAUUGCUUCACUGAAUAAUUGUCUUAUGUUAUUUCAGUAAUUUGAAAAUAUAUAAUAACCUACAGACAUAUUGUAACCAAAUUUUUAUAUUUAAAACUGCAAAAAAAAAUAAAGUUGUUAAACUUUCCAA